GUUUACGACUAGAAAACGAUAUAAAUAUGAUUAAUUCCGAUGUACUUGAGACGAAUUCCCGACAUGAACUCCAUAUUCGUAGUUGCUCUGACAAUUCUACUCUUAGGAGUAGCAAGAAGCGAGUUGAGAGAUGGUUAUCCUUUAGCUUCAAAUGGUUGCAAAUUUGGAUGCAGUGGAUUAGGUGAGAACAAUCCAACUUGUAAUGAAGUUUGUGAAAAGAAAGCCGGAAGUGACUACGGUUAUUGCUAUUGGUGGACAUGUUACUGCCAACAUGUUGCCGAAGGUACUGUACUUUGGGGAGAUUCUGGUACCGGUCCUUGCAAGAGUUAAAGAUAGUCCUUCGGGCACAAGGUGUAUCGAA
This is a messenger RNA of Centruroides sculpturatus (bark scorpion), 361 nucleotides long. RefSeq names its product alpha-toxin Cn12. Gene Ontology annotation, biological process: defense response. Gene Ontology annotation, cellular component: extracellular region. Bases 40 to 330 code for a protein of 96 amino acids. The record is from RefSeq and is a predicted model, not a curated record. Gene Ontology annotation, molecular function: sodium channel inhibitor activity. NCBI's taxonomy places the organism in Eukaryota, Metazoa, Arthropoda, Arachnida, Scorpiones, Buthidae. The transcript has 2 exons.